Leptinotarsa decemlineata (Colorado potato beetle) is the source of this 889-nucleotide messenger RNA. RefSeq lists its product as uncharacterized. NCBI's taxonomy places the organism in Eukaryota, Metazoa, Arthropoda, Insecta, Coleoptera, Chrysomelidae. Gene Ontology annotation, biological process: multicellular organismal reproductive process. The record is from RefSeq and is a predicted model, not a curated record.
UUUAUUUAAUUUUGUGUAGAGAUUAUACAUUCUUCUGAGAAAAAUAUGAAGAAUUCAUCGAUUUUCAUCUUUGCAGCCCUUUUGGGAUUUGUCUGUGCCUCCAUCGAUAGAAGACUUGAAGAAGACAAGAAAUUGAGAGAUAUAUUCUCCGAUUUGCUCAACAACACAUUUAACGGUAUCGUGCAAAGUAUGUCAGAUCCUCUGAAAAUUAAAGAUAUCAGCAUCGAGUUCAAAGACUCUGAACUUCUGAGUGGAGGAGCAAAUGUUACAAAAGUGUCACUAUUAGGAAUUUCAAGUUUAGUAGCACCUUUUAUAAAGGUUGACAUUUUGGGUUUGAAACUCAGUAUGGAGAUUUUGUUACCUGAUAUUCUUCUUGCUUUCGACUAUUGGCUGGAUAUUUUGAUAGCAGAUGUGCUUCCUUUUUACGGAUCAGGAACAAAUACCGUUUCCCUUGAUAACAUUUCCUUGAAUGUAACAGGACGUGUAAAUAUGACCGGCGGAAUGCAUGUCCAGAAUUUAACGGUCGUUCUACAAAUUGAAAAAGCGAACUUCAACUUGAAUGGAUUGAUCGACAAUCCCGAGUUCAACUCCCUUUUGAACACUAUUCUAAACGAUAAUUUCUGCGACUUCAUCAGGGAUAGUUCUGAAUUGAUCUCCAGCCUUCUUAGCUCCAUUGUUGAGAACGUUAUCAACAGUGCAUUGAAACCAAAGAAUGACCUUAUUGAAACAUCACUGAAAAAUAUUGCAUUGGCAGAUAGACGCCUUCGUUAGUGACGAAAUAAUAUGAACUGGAAUAAAAUCAUAUUUUCAUUUAUUUGUUUAGCAGAAUCAGAACAUUGUUCAAUGGCUUUGUAACACGUUUAUUAGAAAUAAAAAUGUGUGAUGUAUA